AAACAUAAAACAGAAAAAGAAAAGAAAAGCGUUAGAAUAAGGCUAGCUGUGAACUAAAAGAGAGUAAAGCGAUCCCAAAAUUUGAAAUCAAAAUCAUAACCCAAAUCGUCAACGGAUCGAUCUCAUUGUCGAUUCUUGCUCCUUCCGUUACCCACACCAUGACGAGUCCUCAAUCAGGACGAUUUACAGCUACUCCUACAACAACAAUAACUUCAUCUAGGGUUUCCAGUUUCAAAAGCCCUUUGAGCGAUGAAACCAUAUGGAAGCGUCUUCGUGAAGCAGGAUUUGAUGAAGAAUCCAUUAAACGAAGGGAUAAAGGCUCACUAAUUGCUCAUAUUGCUAAACUUGAAGCUGAGAUUUACAACCUUCAAAACCAAAUGGGGAUUCUAAUCAUCGAGAAAAAAGAGUGGGUUGCCAAUUACGAGCAGAUGAAAUCCACUGCAGAAAUGGCUGAACUGACGCUAAAACGUGAGCAGUCUAUCCAUACGGCUGCUCUAGCUGAAGCAAAGCUAAGGGAAGAAAAACUGAAGAAGGCUCUUGGAAUUGAAAAGGAAUGUGUUUCCAAUAUUGAGAAGGCAUUGCACGAGAUGCGUGCAGAAUGUGCAGAGGCAAAGGUUGCGGCUGAAGUUAAAUUAGUUGAUGCACGGACUAUGAUGGAUGAUGCCAUAAAGAGGAUGACAGAAGCCAAUUCAAAGAUGCAAGCUGCGGAAUCUUUGGAAGCUGAUGCUAGUCGGUCCCGUCGUGCUGCUGAAAGGAAAUUACACGAGGUUGAAGCACGUGAAGAUGAUCUUAGAAGGCAGAUGAAUUCUUUCAAAUCUGAGUGUGAUGCAAAAGAAAAAGAAAUUCUCGUUGAAAGACAAUCUUUGUCUGAAAGGCAAAAAUCUCUUCAACAGUCACAAGAAAGAUUACUUGAUGGUCAAGCUUUGUUAAAUCAACGGGAGGAACACAUUUUAAGCAGAACUCAGGAAAUAAGUCGUGUUGAGAAAGAGCUGCAAGCUUCAAGAUUAGACCUUGAGAACGAGCGUAAAGCCCUUAAAGAUGAAAAAUACAAUUUGGAGUUAAAAGAAGCUGCGUUGGAUGCGAGAGAUGAGGAUAUCACCAAGAAGGAAAACAAUUUAAAAAAGAAGUAUGAAGAGUUGUGUAAGGAACAGGAGGAAAUUGCAAGCAAAGAAUCCGACCGAAUUAAACAAGCGUUGGCUAUUCAUGAAGCAGCUUUGAAAGAAAAAAGUGCUCAGUGUGAUGCGGAGUUGGAAACAAAACUCAAAUUAAUGGAGGACAAGAUCGAGAGCAAGAGGCGGGCUGCUGAGUUAAGGGAAGUUGAGCUGAGUCAGCGUGAGGAUUUUAUUUCAGAAAAAGAACAUGACUUGGAGGUCAAGGCAAGCGCCAUACGUGACAAAGAAAAUGAUCUUUUAGAAAAACUGAAUGCUGUAGAGGAGAAGGAGAAAAAAAUUAUUUUUGUAGAAAAAGAGGUAGAAUUACAGAAAGCUAUAUUGCAAAAAGAAAAAGAAGAGUUAAAUCACAUGAAAAUUGACACCAAUGAGUCAUUGAGAUUAUUGGAUGAAAAACGUCGAGAGAUUUCUCAAGCGGAGGAGAAAGUUGAGGCUAUGAGAAAUGAAACAAACGAAUUAAUGAUCUUGGAAAGCAAAUUAAAAGAAGAAAUUGAUCUAAUAAGAGCUCACAAACAUGAACUUGAAGAUGAAGCAGACCGUUUGAAAGCAGAAAAAGCCGAAUUUGAAGCGGAGUGGGAAACAAUUGACGAAAAACGAGAAGAACUAAGAUUAGAAGCAGAACGUAUUGCAGAGGAGAGAGUUAUAAUUUCAAAGUUUUUAAAAGACGAACGUGAUGCUUUAAAGAAGGAGAAAGCUGUAUUUCGCGAGCAAUAUAAAAAAGAUACUGAAUCACUUUCACGGGAUCGGGAAACCUUCAUGAGAGAAAUUGAACAAGAACGAUCUGAUUGGUUCAGUAAAAUUCAGAAAGAACGCACUGAUUUUGUGUCGGAUAUUGAGUUGCAGAAGAAGGAGAUAGAGAAUUGCAUUGAGAAAAAGCGUGAAGAAAUGGAAUUAUAUUUAAGAGAAAAAGAAAAGGCUUUUGAGCAAGAGAAGAAGAAAGAACUUGAAUAUAUUUCAUCUUUGAAAGAAAUAGCCGCAAAAGAGGCCGAACAGGUUAAAAUCGAGAUGCAAAGACUUGAAGUCGAGAGAAAAGAAAUUAAUCUCGACCAUGAAAGACGUGACAAAGAAUGGGCGGAACUAAAUAACUCCAUACAAGAACUUAAAAUUCAACGCGAAAAAUUAGAAAAACAGCGGCAACUUUUGCACGGUGAUAGAGAAGAAAUUACUAGUCAGAUCGAAGAGUUGAAGAAGUUAGAAGACGUAAAAGCUGUGCCUUAUCGUAUUGCUGCGACUGAGAUUGAAGAACGCAAUCCAAAGCAUAUCAAACACUCAAAAAGACAUGUUGUGAAGAACCGGGUUAGUAAUUUGAACUCGGGUCAUGAUGAAAUGGGUGCCUCUACUAAAAAAGAAACGAGUAAUGGUGGGUCCCCUCCUGUUUCUACUCCUUUCGGCUGGCUUAAAAGAUGUGCUAGUAGCUUGUUGGAACAAACACAUAGCAACAAGAGGAGAAAACAGCAAAAGGAAGCAAACCAAACGGAUGAAACUAUCACCCCUCGUGGUUUAUCUUCACUAUUAAACAAUGUGGAGGAUGAAAAUGGAGCCAGUGUAGUAGGUGGUACCAAGGAGACGACUGUAUACAUAGACAAGAUUAUCACAGUUCGAGAAGUGACAUCUGUUACGACUGAAAAGACUCUGGAGGACAAACAUGAACUCGAACAUAAGGAUAAGUUGGAGAACCAAAAGCUGAAGGGUCUAGUUGAAGGGUGAAGUGGUGUGAUUUGUGAUGCAUAUAUAUAUAAGAUAUAUAUAUUUUAGGGUUUUUUAGGUGCUAAUGUUUUCUCUUCUUGUUUGAUAUUCUAAGGUAGACAGAUAUACCUGUAGGGUUUAGAGGAGGGUUUCUCUUAACCUUGUUUUCGGGUGUUGAUUUCUUUCCCGAAUAGUCGGUCUUAUUAACGACUUAAGGUUUUUGGUUGGGAGUUGUAAAUGGUUUGCUAAGGCUGGCUUAUAUUUGGAUUUUAGCUAUGGUCAGCUGAUCACUGGUGUUGCCUGCUUGUUUAACUAUAUUUUGUGUGAUAUGGAUGACAUUCUUUGGUUUUAAUAUUGUUUUUUUUCUUGUCAA
This is a messenger RNA of Helianthus annuus (common sunflower), 3228 nucleotides long. Its product is annotated as protein CROWDED NUCLEI 4. Gene Ontology annotation, cellular component: nucleus. Gene Ontology annotation, biological process: nucleus organization. The transcript is spliced from 8 exons. Lineage: Eukaryota; Viridiplantae; Streptophyta; Magnoliopsida; Asterales; Asteraceae. The record is from RefSeq and is a predicted model, not a curated record. The coding region runs from base 159 to 2876 and encodes 905 amino acids.